Messenger RNA from Lates calcarifer (barramundi perch), 992 nucleotides. It is a transcript of the gene prdx6, whose product is annotated as peroxiredoxin 6. Gene Ontology annotation, biological process: cellular oxidant detoxification; cell redox homeostasis. NCBI's taxonomy places the organism in Eukaryota, Metazoa, Chordata, Actinopteri, Centropomidae. The record is from RefSeq and is a predicted model, not a curated record. Gene Ontology annotation, molecular function: peroxiredoxin activity. The coding region runs from base 101 to 766 and encodes 221 amino acids. The transcript has 5 exons. Gene Ontology annotation, cellular component: cytosol; mitochondrion.
GUCCAUUCAUGUGGUGCUGAUACGCUGAUCAGUGCUGCUCAGACAGGCGGACUGUCCCUCUUCCUUUCUCUUGUAUCUGAUCUGCAGAGACAAGCCGAACAUGCCUGGACUUCUGCUGGGAGACGAGUUCCCCAACUUCGAGGCCGACACCACCAUCGGCAGAAUCAAGUUCCACGAUUUCCUGGGCAACUCGUGGGGUAUCCUGUUCUCCCACCCAAGGGACUUCACGCCUGUCUGCACCACUGAGCUGGCCUGUGCCGCUAAGAUCAGUGAUGAGUUCAAGAAACGAGGUGUGAAGAUGAUUGCCCUGUCCAUUGACAGUGUUGAAGAUCACCGCAACUGGAGCAAGGAUGUGAUGGCAUUUAACAGUGAGGCUGAAAGCGCUCUGCCCUUCCCCAUCAUUGCUGAUGACAAGAGAGAGCUGUCCGUACAGCUGGGCAUGCUGGACCCUGAUGAGAGAGACAAGGAUGGGAUGCCCCUCACUGCUCGCUGUGUCUUUGUGAUCGGUCCCGACAAGAAGCUGAAGCUGUCCAUCCUCUACCCUGCUACCACAGGGAGGAACUUUAACGAGCUGCUCAGAGUUAUCGACUCUCUGCAGCUCACAGCCCAGAAGAAGGUUGCCACACCGGUCGACUGGAAGCCUGGUGACAAAGUUAUGGUCAUUCCCUCUCUGUCUGAGGCUGAAGCUACUGCUCUCUUCCCCAACGGUGUGACAACAAAAGAGCUGCCUUCUGGAAAGAAAUACUUGCGCUACACCCAGCUGUGAAGAUACGCUAAAGACUUCAUGCUGUUAUACUUUACUUCUCUUUGACAUGGCAAUCCUUGUUUGAUAAUUCACAUGUAGAACUGACCGAAAUUAUAGAAGCACUUAACCUGGUUUGGUGACUAGUAUUUCCAGUCAUGCCAUGUGCCCAGUGAUGAACCAGGGAUAUUUAUAGUGUCAGCAUACAGUGCCUUGUUUACCCAUAUUCAAUAAACAUGCUUUUCACACA